UCAAACAUCUUUUAGUUCAACCUUCUUUUAUGCUGCUUUGCUCUUCACUCAGCGGCCGUUCUUCGCAAUCGGGCAUUUUCCGAGAUAAAACUUUUAGUUCUUUUUCCCGUUCUCGAAGUUUGAGGAACUCGGAAAUGGCGUCACCUCCGAUCUUAUCCUUGGCUCUUCCUUCGGAUACCGGUCGAGUUCUCAGCAUUCAGUCUCACACAGUUCAGGGAUACGUUGGUAAUAAGUCAGCAGUCUUUCCUCUCCAACUACUUGGCUAUGAUGUGGACCCAAUCAAUUCAGUGCAGUUUUCAAAUCACACAGGAUACCCAACAUUUAAGGGUCACGUUUUGAAUGGACAACAAUUGUGGGAUUUAAUAGGAGGCCUUGAAGCGAAUGAUUUAUUAUACUAUACUCAUUUAUUAACAGGUUAUAUUGGUUCUGUUUCUUUUUUGAACAAAGUAUUGGAGGUUGUACAUAAGCUUCGCUCUGUAAAUCCAAAUCUUACUUAUGUUUGUGAUCCAGUGAUGGGUGAUGAAGGAAAACUCUAUGUCCCUGAAGAUCUGGUAUCAGUAUAUCGUGAAAAGGUUGUCCCAGUGGCUUCCAUGUUGACUCCUAACCAGUUUGAAGCAGAGUUGUUGACUAAAUUAAGUUACUGCAGGAUUAGUUCAGAAACAGAUGGUCGGGAAGCUUGUAACAUUCUUCAUGCUGCUGGGCCUUCAAAGGUUGUGAUUACUAGCAUCAAUAUAGAUGGCAAUCUUCUUCUCAUUGGUAGUCAUCAGAAAGAUAAGGAACACCCUCCAGAGCAAUUCAAGAUUGUGAUACCCAAAAUUCCUGCAUAUUUUACGGGAACAGGAGAUCUAAUGACUGCACUUCUACUUGGGUGGAGUAAUAAAUAUCCCGACAACCUUGACAAGGCAGCAGAGCUAGCAGUAUCAAGUUUGCAGGCACUUUUGCAGAGGACGUUAAGUGACUAUAGGAGAGCUGGAUUUGAUUCUCAAUCAAGCAGUUUAGAGAUCCGGCUGAUUCAGAGCCAGGAUGACAUCCGCAACCCGAAAUUGACGUUCAAAGCUGACAAAUACACCUGAAUGCCAAUGCCUGAUAUCUAUUAAAUUAGAACAAUUCUCCUGUUCUGCCAUAAAGGUCUAUUGCUAUACAAAAUGUACAGCAUUGUGCCAGAACAAAUAAAGAGAAAUGUCAAAAAGAAAAUAGAUGAAGACUCUUGGAACUCCUCAAGUUCAUUAGAUUGUAUUUCUUUCAAUGGCUAUAGAUACAGAUGCUCGAAGAAGCUGAACUCAUGAAUCUUCAUGCGUCAGCUUAAAGAAAAAUUUUGGGGACAUCCUUUGGAUGUGAUAGUCAUUUUGUUUUUAAAUGUCAGAAAACUUGUUCC
This is a messenger RNA of Theobroma umbraticum, 1375 nucleotides long. Lineage: Eukaryota; Viridiplantae; Streptophyta; Magnoliopsida; Malvales; Malvaceae. The record is from RefSeq and is a predicted model, not a curated record.